Messenger RNA from Grus americana (Whooping crane), 1447 nucleotides. It is a transcript of the gene PDCD2L, whose product is annotated as programmed cell death 2 like. The coding region runs from base 235 to 1263 and encodes 342 amino acids. The transcript has 7 exons. The record is from RefSeq and is a predicted model, not a curated record. Lineage: Eukaryota; Metazoa; Chordata; Aves; Gruiformes; Gruidae. Gene Ontology annotation, cellular component: cytoplasm.
UCAGGUUGCGGCUCAGGCUCCGCACAGGCUCCAUCCGCUCAGGGGUGCGGAACGGAGCGCGGGCAGCGCAGCUCUGGGCCGGGCCCGCCCGAGCCCCGCCUGACCUCGCGAGCAUGCGCACAGGCGCGUCCCCGCCAGAGGGCGGUGCCGGGGCGUCGCAGCCGCCGGAGGGGACGAGCGAUCCGGCGGCGCGUGGCCGCUGGCGGCUGCCGUAGCGAACAGGGCGGUGCUGCUAUGGCGGCGGGCGCUCCCGUGCUGCUGGGGCUCCGCGACGCCGCCAUGGUGGGGCCGUGCCGAGGAGGCGGGCAGGCCCCCGCCUGGGCCACCAACAAGCUGGGCGGCUCCGCGGACUGGGUGCCCUCCGUGCGCCCGGGCUCUCCCUGCUGCGGGGUGUGCGGGAGGGCGCUGGCGCACCUGGUGCAGGUGUACUGCCCGCUGGAGGGGUCCCCCGCCCACCGCGUCGCCAACGUCUUCGCGUGCGCCGGGAGGGGCUGCUGGGGAGCGCCCCGCAGCUGGAAGGUACUGCGCUCCCAGUAUUUGCAGACACGAGAAAAGGAAACACAAGAUCACACCGUAAAACAGAAACAAGAAUCAAACUUUGCUGCAAAGGAUUGGUGUGAUGAAGCAGAUGACUGGGGAGUCUGUGAUGGAGCAGAAUCUCCUGCGUGUGCCUCCCUUCAGCUGCUUGGCUUAAAUGAAGCAGUGAGCAGUUCCUUGUCCAGAGAGAUGGAGUGUGCAUCCCAGUUCCAACAGCUUCACUUGUCUGAAGCUACAAAUGGGUCAGGUUCCCCGAAUACACAUCCUCCGGUCAGUGAGGGAAUGGUAAUGGCAACAUCUAGUUCAGCUCCUGUGUUCCAGCCCUUUUACAUUAGUGUUGUGGAUGAGGAAGACUACAUUGGUUUCCUUGAUACAGAUCAUGCAAAUAAGCUAUUGAAGGAAUAUCAGCAGAGAGAGGGUGUUGAUUUGGAACAGUUGAUGUCAGAAAGUUUUGCAGGUGAAGGUGAUAAUGAAAAAUAUGAGAGGAGUGAAGUCAAAAGCAGGGACCACACAUUCCAUAAAUUUAUGAAAAGAAUAUCUGUGUGUCAUGAACAGAUUCUAAGAUACUCUUGGGGUGGCCAGCCUUUAUUCAUAACGUGUCCUCCAGCCAACAUUAACAAAGGUAUUCCAGCCUGCGGUAACUGUGGAAGCAGCAGAAUAUUUGAAUUUCAACUCAUGCCAGCGCUGGUCAGCAUGCUCCAGAGUGAUUCAGGUGUUGACCUCUGACUUAACUGAAUGAAUACUAGAAACAUUCACCUUCUUGAUCUGUCAGUGGAAUUUGGAACCGUUAUAGUUUACACAUGUGAGAGAAGCUGUUGGCCAACAAAUCAUCAAACCCCUCUUGAAGAAUUUAUUUUUGUACAAGAAGACCCAGAUCAGAAAUUAUUUAAAUAAAUUUUAUUUCUCCGCA